Messenger RNA from Cygnus olor (mute swan), 3693 nucleotides. It is a transcript of the gene DLG2, whose product is annotated as discs large MAGUK scaffold protein 2. Gene Ontology annotation, molecular function: protein binding. NCBI's taxonomy places the organism in Eukaryota, Metazoa, Chordata, Aves, Anseriformes, Anatidae. Gene Ontology annotation, biological process: chemical synaptic transmission. The record is from RefSeq and is a predicted model, not a curated record. Gene Ontology annotation, cellular component: neuron projection; neuromuscular junction; postsynaptic density membrane.
ACGCCUUUGAUUGGGCGUCCCGCCCGAGCUGCGCAGCACGGCGGCUUCCCAUUGGCUGCUCGGGCGGCGGGAGAGGGCCGGCUGCCCGUUGCUAGGGGCGGCGGAUGGCGGCGGAUGGCGGCGGCGGCGGCUCCUCCAUGGAGACGGGGCUGAGCGGGGAGCCUGCAGCCGGCGGCCCAGACGCGGGGACUCCCCCUAGCGGAGCGAGGAGCCCUCCAUGGGGGGAGGCCCAGCCCUCGGGAAAAUGGGAGAGUGAGAGAGCUCAUGUUGAAGCCAAGCAGCUGCACUUCUGAGUGGGAAACUCUGGACUGAUCUCAUGGCUUGCUUUUUAUUUCAGUAAUCCUUCAUUAUCUCUGAAAAUGAACCAUUUGUGAAGCUCUUCUCCUAACUCUCCUUAUCCCUCUCUGACGAGGUGGCUGCUUUGCAAGGGAAGAAAUGGCAUGAAGUAAAUGACUCAACUAGAAAGCAAUCUGCUUUGCCAAAGUGCCCAGUGAGCAGCACUGUCACUUUAAUAAUUCCAGGUCAAGGGAUUGCUUUCCUCCUUUUCAAUCCUCUCUUUUAAUACAUGGGAGGAUCAGAGGGACAUUAAAGACCGUAAGGCUGGGUGGCUUGCAGAUAAUAAAAAUGAAAGUGACUGGCCAGUGAUUUCUGGUGGGUAAGAGGGUGAUACUUGAAGGCUGUUGUCUGGUGAGGAAAAAGGGACCUUUUCAGUCUGCUGUGUAAUCAAUACAGAGCUAGCAAAAUUCAUUCAAGAAGUGAAAGAAGUUUAAAGAGUCACUUUGGAUUGUUUUUUGUCUUCCUCCUCCUUUGGAUUAUUUGGGAGUUUUUGUCCUGCAAAUAACAUGUUUUUGAGCAUGUACAGGUGGAGUAUUGAGACAGCUGCCUAGAGGUGGACUGUGCCUUAAUUGUAUUGCAUAAAAUCUUUUAAUUUUCAAACUUUGCUGCCAGAAGAGGAGUUGUAAUAGGGUUUUGUAUUGCCAAGGAGCAUUUUCUCUUGUAUUUUUAUAGAUUCAAAUAUAUUUUAAAGAAAUUGAAAGCAUCUCUUAAAUCAAAAAGCUUCUUUUUUUUCCCCUUUUUUCUUAUUUAUGGGAAGCAUCGGAAAUCCAAUACAAGAAAACAGCAAGUACUGAUAGAAAUGAAGAUUGAAGCUGCAUUUCCUAACUGAACUGUAGAAGUGUUUUGCAAUAGAUAGCCAGAUCCUGACCUCGCAGUGCUCCAGUAGUACAUCGUUAAUACCUAAAUAAGUGCUUGCAACCAGAUUCAGAAGUAGGAGGAAGAAUGCCAGUCAAGAAGAAAGAUACUGACCGAGCUCUAGUGCUGCUGGAAGAAUAUUGUAAAAAACUGAGGAAGCCAGAAGAGCAACAACUGAAAAAAGCCAUCAGAAAAGUAAUGGGCAUCUUUAAGAGCAGCUUGUUUCAGGCACUUCUAGAUAUCCAAGAGUUUUAUGAAGUGACCCUGCUAAAUUCCCAGAAAAGCUAUGAGCAAAAAUUAGAAGAAGCAAACCAAGUUGCAGAGAAAUGGGAGAAGACAACAUCUCCUGCUACAGGACAAGAAAAUCUGCAGAAAACCCUAGAGGCUGCAGAUUCCAAUGGAUCAGAAGGAUCUGGACAAUGUGGGGAACACAAUAAGGAGAACCAGACUUUUGAAAAUUAUGCGGUAGAGACGAAGACAAAGAAAGGCCAAGAGGAAGAGAAUCCCACAGGUAGAGGCCUUCAGCUGGGACCUUUUCCUGAAAUGGAAUGGACUAAUGCACAGAAAUACCGCUAUCAAGAUGAGGAUGUUCCACAUGAUCAUACCUUGCCUCGAUUAACCCAUGAAGUGAGAGGCCCAGAGCUUGUUCACGUGUCAGAGAAGAACUUGUCUCAAAUAGAGAAUGUCCACGGAUAUGUCUUACAGUCGCACAUUUCUCCUUUGAAGGCAAGCCCUGCCCCUAUAAUUGUCAACACAGACACCUUGGACACAAUCCCCUAUGUCAAUGGAACGGAAAUUGAAUAUGAAUUUGAAGAAAUUACAUUGGAAAGGGGGAAUUCUGGCCUGGGGUUCAGUAUUGCUGGAGGAACAGAUAACCCACACAUUGGGGAUGAUCCUGGGAUAUUCAUAACUAAGAUUAUACCAGGAGGAGCUGCAGCAGAGGAUGGAAGACUCAGGGUCAAUGACUGCAUCUUGCGAGUGAAUGAGGUGGAUGUGUCAGAAGUCUCACACAGCAAAGCUGUGGAGGCCCUAAAAGAGGCUGGCUCCAUAGUCCGAUUGUAUGUUCGUCGAAGAAGACCUAUUCUGGAGACCGUGGUAGAGAUCAAGUUGUUCAAAGGACCUAAAGGUCUGGGUUUCAGUAUCGCAGGAGGGGUGGGAAACCAACACAUCCCUGGGGACAACAGCAUUUAUGUCACCAAGAUUAUCGAUGGAGGAGCUGCACAAAAAGAUGGGAGGUUGCAGGUUGGAGAUAGACUUCUUAUGGUAAAUAAUUACAGUUUAGAAGAAGUUACCCAUGAAGAGGCAGUAGCGAUACUGAAGAACACAUCAGAUGUAGUGUAUCUGAAAGUUGGAAAGCCCACCACCAUUUACAUGACUGAUCCUUAUGGCCCACCAGAUAUUACUCACUCUUAUUCUCCACCGAUGGAAAAUCAUAUACUCUCUUCUGGAAACAACGGCACUUUAGAGUACAAGGCAUCUCUGGCCCCUAUCUCACCGGGAAGAUAUUCACCCAUUCCAAAGCACAUGCUGGUGGAGGAUGACUACACCAGGCCUCCUGAACCUGUUUACAGCACUGUGAACAAACUGUGUGAUAAACCACCUUCUCCUAGGCACUAUUCCCCUGUCGAGUGUGACAAAAGCUUCCUUCUUACAGCUCCCUAUCCCCACUACCACGUAGGCCUGCUCCCUGACUCUGAGAUCACCAGUCAUUCCCAGCACAGCACUGCAACGCGGCCACCCACAGUGAGCUUGCAGCGGACCAUUUCUGUGGAAGGAGAGCCUCGAAAAAUCAUCCUGCACAAGGGCUCCACAGGACUUGGUUUUAACAUUGUGGGAGGAGAAGAUGGGGAAGGCAUUUUCGUGUCUUUCAUCCUAGCAGGCGGGCCUGCUGAUCUCAGUGGAGAACUGCAGAGAGGAGAUCAAAUUUUGUCUGUGAAUGGUAUUGAUCUUCGAGGUGCUACCCACGAGCAGGCUGCAGCGGCACUAAAAGGAGCAGGGCAGACGGUAACAAUCAUAGCACAAUACCAGCCGGAGGAGUACGCUCGGUUUGAGGCAAAAAUCCAUGACCUGCGUGAGCAGAUGAUGAAUCACAGCAUGAGUUCUGGGUCUGGCUCCCUGAGGACUAAUCAGAAGAGUCACUGUAUGUCAGAGCUAUGUUUGACUAUGAUAAGAGCAAAGACAGUGGCCUCCCAAGCCAAGGACUCAGUUUUAAGUACGGAGACAUCCUUCACGUCAUCAACGCCUCAGAUGAUGAAUGGUGGCAGGCGAGAAGGGUCACUCUGGAGGGAGACAGUGAGGAGAUGGGAGUUAUACCCAGCAAGAGGAGAGUUGAAAGAAAGGAGCGUGCCCGUUUGAAGACGGUGAAAUUCAAUGCGAAGCCUGGUGUAAUUGAUGCAAAAGGGUCAUUCAAUGACAAGCGUAAAAAGAACUUCAUCUUUUCACGAAAAUUCCCAUUCUACAAGAGCAAGGAGCAGAGUGAGCAGGAAACAAGUGAUCCAGAAC